Molecule: messenger RNA, 1171 nt
Organism: Ricinus communis (castor bean)
Lineage: Eukaryota; Viridiplantae; Streptophyta; Magnoliopsida; Malpighiales; Euphorbiaceae
Exons: 1
Coding region: 160-1023 (287 amino acids)
Source: RefSeq, a predicted model, not a curated record
AGACCAUGUCUUCUGUUAAUUAACUUGAACUAUGGACGUGACAACCACUUUAUAAAGUUAUAUUUCCAUUACCAAAGCUACCUACUUAAUUGAUCACAUAAAUACAGACUUAAUGUUCCUUAUCAUGUAAUCAAGUUAAUUUUCAGGUACAAGACAAAAAUGGGUUGGAAGAAUUGGCAACAGAAAGCAGCAAAGGAGCUCUGUGCCGCCUUAACUGAGCCUUUUCAUCUUCUGACAACGACCCUUCUUAGCAUAUUGCUUCCCCUCUCAUUUCUCCUCUUGGCCAGGCUUUCUUGUUACAGCUAUCUGUUAAGCAUAGCAUCUGAUCCCACGCAACCUGAGCCCUCUUCUUUACUCUUCUCUUUUCUCCUACGCAGCAAUCCGGCAAUUCUGUAUUUUCUUGUUUCAAUCUUUAGUAUAGCCACUCUUCUUCAUGGUUUGACAGGAAGAUUUAACCUUCUAAGUUACGACUCUUCAUCACUUGCAGCAGGUGAAUCUCAACGGCACCGUUUAUACACUGCAUGGAUUUUACUAUGCACCCUACAAGUAUGCGUUGGGUUAGGAAUUGAAGGGAGCAUAGCUGCCGGAAUCGAUGGGCAUAGUUUCGAUAUUGAGAAAAGUUUGUUAAGUAGGAUUAUAUUUUUCUUAGGUUUGCAUGAGACUAUGCUUUAUUGGUCAAGAACGGUCGUUAAACCAGUGGUUGAUGAUACAGUUUUUGGGUUUGGUAGAGAUGAGAAGUGGGUUCAGAGAGUGAGUCUAGCUAUGAGUUUGGGUAGUUUAUGGUGGUGGAGAUUGAGAGAUGAGGUUGAGUCUCUUGUUAUUGUAGCAGAGGCAAAGAGAGAGAUGUCGAUGGGUGUGGGCAUGGCUGAUUUACUUGGUUGGUGGCUUUAUUACCUUACAGUAACAAUUGGUAUGGUAAGAAUUGUUAAAGGUCUAAUGUGGGUUAUGAUGAUUUUGCUUUGCAGAAGGGUAAGAAGGAUUAAUAAUUCUCCUCACCCUUGUGGGAUUGAUGACAAAGUCUGAACCAAGAAAUUUCUUCAAGACAUAAUAUCAUUUUUCUUUUCAAUUAAAUAAUUGUAUCCUAUUAUUUUGGUCAAUGGCCAAUAUCGUACUCCUUUCCGUGUUGUAAUUAACCUUGCAUUAUAAUAAGAUUGUAUUCAAUUUUAAACUA